Alternaria novae-zelandiae is the source of this 1431-nucleotide messenger RNA. RefSeq lists its product as uncharacterized. NCBI's taxonomy places the organism in Eukaryota, Fungi, Ascomycota, Dothideomycetes, Pleosporales, Pleosporaceae. The transcript has 3 exons. The coding region runs from base 1 to 1431 and encodes 476 amino acids. The record is from RefSeq and is a predicted model, not a curated record.
AUGCCGUGGGAUUUCGGUGUACUCAGCUUUGUUUGCGGUGCCAUCAAAUUAUCGUGGAUCAUAUACGAGAAGGGGUUCACGGAGGAGAAGUCGCUGCCGCGACGGUAUCUUGAGUUUGGCGACGCGUUGUUCCGGCUGCACUGGAGUCUCAACACCAUCGAAUCCAUCGUCAGAACCGCGAACACCGGCUUAGAAAACGAAAGGCUCGAGAGCUAUGGACCUGAACUAUAUGAUACCACAGCGCUGAUCGAUAUCGUGGGCAACUUCCGCUUGACGCUGGAACAGUGUCAGCAGUUGCUCAAUGACGUCAGCAAAUUUCGUACUGGCAAAGACGGCUUCAUCACCAACAUCAUCUACAACCUGAAUACGGAUGCGCAGGUCAGAGAUUUGACUGAGCGUUUGAAACAUCACAGCGUCAAGAUUGGUCUCGUUCUCGACGCGUUCAACGUUCAUGUCCAAACACAGCUGCGGGAUCUCCACAAUGAACAACACCAAGACCUGGCGGAGCGAAUUCAGGAGCUGAAGCACCUACUUGUUGCUAGUCGCGAUUCAAGCACCGACGCGUAUCAGCCGGUGAUCAAGCGAGAUAUAGAAGUCCCUGUCGAACUUGCCGAGCGCUUCACAGCGGAGUUACAGCAACGUUCUUUAUUGAGAAACGCAAGAGUCACUUCUCUCAUGAAGGGGCAGGGCUUCCCAACGAAUGGUGGCGCAUCCGAAGGUAGACCAAGCAAGACCACCGACGUAUUGACUGAGAUCGGAAACAUACAGUUGUGGCAGAAAGCUUCUUUCGAAAAGAGAUCCGCGUCCCAACACCAAUACAGCAGGUCGUCAGAAGACCUGUUAAAUUCUUCAGAAACUGUAUCGGGUGCAUGGAGUCCUGAGCCACUCAGCGAACGGACUUUCACCUCGACGUCGAGCAUCAUGAGCAACAUCUCCAGCGCUCAUUCACAGGAAAUAUCCCUGGGCUCUGCAGUCAGGGCAGUACAAUUGACACAACCAGAGCCACCGUUACUUGUGGUAUUUCUCAAACAGCCAGAUACAGGACAGUUAUCCUUCCUAGCCAUUGAGCUCGAUGAGCGCACGAAGAUCGAGCCAAAAAGCUGCGACUGUCGAAGAACCAAAGCCAGCUGUACAGUCAGUGUGCUAGAGCGAUCUGGUACACCACUGCUAGCACGUCGUUUCUAUGCGAAGAAGGGGCUCAACAGCUGGAAUCUGGCGGCUGUCGGUGCACAUUGGUCGUCAUCUGACACGGGUGCGGUAUGUGUGCGCGACAUGUACUGGCUCCGGUUCGAGUUCUCGAACGACGCUGAGCGCAAGAAGUUUCAUCAGAAUGUCACUGAUCUCGUUCGUAUCUUCUCUGCAAGGAUGAACGACUACCAGAGAGACUUAAGAUCUGUCCGAGGAGCUCACAUCAUCUCACGACCAGGCUGA